AUGCAUUUCGCCUCCCUUCUCCUUCUUCCCCUGCUGGUCGCCGCAGACCAAGUGCCCCUGAAAGAAAAGGCCGCGGGCUGGCUCGACAAGGCGAAGUCAUAUAUCCCCAAUGGCGGCGCAGCACCUUCAAUCGAGGUACCGGUGCCUGAGAACCCGAUCGAGGCGGGCGCGGCCACGAUCGCAGAGCACAAGGUCGAGAAGAUCAAUGUCCGCAACUGGCAGCGCAAACUGUCCCCGAAGCCCGACACCGAGGAGGAGUGGAUGAUCUAUUUGACGGGCGGCAAUAAGACGUGCUUUGGCCGGUGUGCCCAUGUGGAUGCUAUGUGGAAUGAAUCUGUGCCCUUACUGUCCGCGUUGCCCCGGCCCGCGGGCUCCCCGCCGCUGAAACUCGGUUUUCUAGACUGUGAAAAGGAGGAGGUCGUGUGCACGGCGUGGGCGUCGGGGGUGCCUGUCAUCUACCACUUCCUGCUGCCCAAGGAGGGCGACCAAGGUGCCAAGGCACCGCUCUACAUCAUCCCGCUCAACGUCACGACCACCACCGUCUCGGACAUCACCAGCCUGCCGCGCGCCUCCAAGUCGCGAUACCUCGAAUAUCCCGAGUACACGGGCAUGCUGCACCCCAUCGACGGGCUCCUGGCCCAGGCGGGCGUGCUCCAGCCCUUUGGCUACUUCAUGUGGGCGCUAGGCGCCAUGCCCUCGUGGAUGAUGAUGCUGGGCAUCAGUUUCAUCUCCCGCCAGAUCAUGAGCCGGAGGAUGGGUGCCGGCAGAGGUGUCCCUGCUCCCCCCGACGCCCAGCAGCCUGCCGCUCCGAGGGUUGCACCAGCUUCACCUGCGUCGCAGCCCAAGUCUGGCAGUGGGGGCAGUGCGCGUAAGAGGAAGUAG
Fonsecaea erecta is the source of this 882-nucleotide messenger RNA. RefSeq lists its product as hypothetical. The coding region runs from base 1 to 882 and encodes 293 amino acids. The record is from RefSeq and is a predicted model, not a curated record. The transcript is spliced from 2 exons. Lineage: Eukaryota; Fungi; Ascomycota; Eurotiomycetes; Chaetothyriales; Herpotrichiellaceae.